Molecule: messenger RNA, 3269 nt
Organism: Oncorhynchus mykiss (rainbow trout)
Lineage: Eukaryota; Metazoa; Chordata; Actinopteri; Salmoniformes; Salmonidae
Product: palmitoyltransferase ZDHHC21
Biological process (GO): peptidyl-L-cysteine S-palmitoylation; protein targeting to membrane
Cellular component (GO): endoplasmic reticulum; Golgi apparatus
Molecular function (GO): protein-cysteine S-palmitoyltransferase activity
Source: RefSeq, a predicted model, not a curated record
AGCAGGACUAAUCUUUCUGACAGCAAAUCAAAACACAGUCACAGAAUAUUUCAUUUGCGGCAUCUCCACGGAAGUACUCACUAAGAACUGAACCGGUGGACUCAUUGGAAAAGACAGUACUAAUAAGUGGGGUAUCCCUCUGAAUUUUAGGAAUACAUAUCCCCAGCUUGACGUUCACAGGAACCAUGAAGCUUCGGCUGCACUUUGUGGUGGACCCCAUGGGCUGGUUCUGCAUCAGUGUGGUGUUUGCCAUCUGGCUCUACAACUCCUUCUUCGUCCCCAAGUUGGUGCUGCUGCCACAUUUCUAUGAGGGUCAUAUCCACUGGGCCUUGGUUGUCGGUUACUACUUAGCAUCAGCCUUCUGUAUGGCAGCACUUUUUAGAGCUUCUACAGCCGACCCUGGCAGACUCCCAACCGAACCCCACAUCCCUCACUCAGAGCGAGAGCAGUGGGAAAUGUGUAGCAAGUGCAACAUGAUGAGACCGAAAAGGUCCCACCACUGCAGUCGUUGUGGCCAUUGUGUACGUAGAAUGGACCACCACUGUCCAUGGAUCAAUAAUUGUGUAGGGGAGGACAACCACUGGCUCUUUUUGCAGCUCUGUUUUUACACACAGGUCCUCAGUUUGUUCACCCUGGCUCUGGACUUCUGCCAGUACUAUUACUUCCAGUCCUUAACAACAUUGGACCAGGAGGCAUUUACUGCGCGUCACGAGCUCGCCCUGAUACGAGUGUCUGCGAUCAUGGGUCUGGUGAUGUUCGGAGGCAUGAGCAGCCUCUUCUACACUCAGCUGGCUGGCAUCCUGACAGACACCACCACCAUUGAGAAAAUGGCUAACUUCUCAAAUAAAAUAGGCGGGGCUGGUGGUGGGUCAAAGGAAUCCUGGCAGCGGACUCUGGCUGAGGUGUUUGGCACCACCUGGAAAGUCCUGUGGUUCAUCCCGUUGAGGAGCAGGCAACCGCUGACCUUUCCCCACCACUUCCGCACUCACGUGUAGAUAAGUGAAGGAGCGCUGUCCCACUUCGAACCAGACGAUAGGCUGCCAUCUCUGACAGAGAAUACACUGUGCACACAUUCGGCACCCCCCCCCCCCCCGCCUGCCUUCACCUCCCUGUUUUGUGCCAUCUAAGCUCGGUGGUAGUCUUGGUUGGCCAGUGGAUACACACAGUCUUUUUGUCUUUCUCUCUAGGAGUAGGAUUGACAGUGCCUGAACUGGAUCACAAACUCGAGUACAUGUUACCAAGUGCAACCUAGUCCCCUUUCUAAUCAUUACUAGGGGCUCCAUUGUGCUCUAUUGUCCCAUUGCGGAAACCACUUUAAAGGGAAAUUGCUUUUGAGAGAAACUCAAAAGGAAAUCACUAAGAACCUCAAGUUGAUUGUAGGACCAUGUAGACCUUCAAACGACACUAAAUAUUAACCCUAACUCUGUCCCCAAUACACAGCCUAAUUUUUCUAUAAUUUGUGCCAUGACACUUUUAGUCAGUCUCCCAAAUGGUUUGGAUACACGCUUUUUUACAGAAGGCUAUAUAAGUCAUUAUUUUGGGAAGAAGUUGGCAAGUUGGUUUAUGGGUUGCUAUAUUGUAAAGCAGUACCAUGAUUUAACUGCAUUCCAUAAGUAUAUGGUUCAAGGGUUCCUUUGCUUUACUGUUUACACUAAUAUUUAUUUUAAAUAUUUUUUAAAAGAUGCUCCUACCACUAGUAACACCUUAAUAUUAACUACAUAGUAACCAACCAUGAGUUAUUUUCCAUUCACAGCGGUAAUGUCUUGUGUUCCACUUUCAUUACUAUCAAUUAGACAACGUUUCCACAGAAGUGCUGAACUUUCACAGAUAUCCAGGAUUAGAAACAUCUCACAAUGCUAGAAAGUCAUCUGUUAUAAAACACUAUGUUUGCUUGAGACUUUUUCAAACCUCUACACUGCCUAUUGCCAAAUUAUUUAACCUUACCAAUGAAGAUGAUUUGAAAAAUGUCCCAAUGGAGAGUCACAGUGAAACAAGUGGAUUGUAUCAACAUUUAUUUCCAGCUAUACCAAAUACUUGUAUUUAUAUCUAUCUGCUGUUGUACACUUGGCUGUAACAUUGUGCAAAUGCACUGAUAUAUUACCUCUAUAUUCUUUUGUACACAUUCCACAUUUUUUCAACAUACAUAUGCUGUAGAAAUCUUUGACGAAUUACUCCUCUUUUAAUCUUUUAACAUUUUUAUUUCAAUGUUCUCAUCACUUGUUGAGUUGAUCAUUUUUUUAUGUAUUGAAUGUAUGAUGAUAACGUUGUCUCCUGUACCUAAUGUAAGACCCAGUGGAGUCUCAGAACACUGUACAUGUAAGUGAGUAGGCACCGAUUGAUGUUGAUUUGUUCUUAUGUUGAAUGUGGGGACGGCUGCUGUAAAUUGUCUGUCAUAUUUCUAGUUUCUCCUUUUCUGUAGCUUGAUUGGUCGUAAAUGGUAGUGGACGCUGGAAUAUUUUUUGUUGUUGUAAUAACAAUAGGGUCUUUAAUUUGAAUUUCCUGGUUGACAUUGUAGUAUGUUUUCUACUCUUUACUUCAUCAUAUAAGAUGCAUCAUAUAUGGGGAAUGUUAAUGUUACAAUAAUGAAAAAUACAUGUUUUUCGUUUAGAAAUAUUUGUCAAUGGCACGUCACCAAUAGGAGUGCCACCAACUGUCUUAAACCAUGUACAAUUUUUGUUUUUUAACACUACAUAAACUGUAAGUCUAAAAAGGACCCUGGUGAGGAACUGUAUGCUCAUUUCAUCAACUGGUGUCCCACAGGGCUUGAUGCUAGGUCCCCUGCUGUUCCCAUGUGUGUCUUCUACACUCCCCAACCCUCCCCUACUUAAACGUUAUCUCUCUCCUAACUUCAUCACUUGUGAUGGAUCCUCCAUUGUCUUAUGACACUAUAUAAUGUAAUGUACCACUUCCUCUGUAAUCAUUCAACUUCGUGCUACUGAAAUCUGCACUUUAUUACAUCCCAUGAUCUUAGAAUUUAGCACUUUUUGAUUUUAGUAAGGAAUUUGCCAUUAACCUUUGCCAUAGCAUUAACAUAGGUAUUUUUUAGUUGGUUGUUUAGCCCCCUUAUUAUAAUUAACUUUUAAUAAGUGGCUCUAGAUAAGUGUCUAUGCUAAAUUACAAAUGUACUAGGAAGGAGAGUCCACAUAUACAGAUGUAGGAUCUUAAUUUGAGCCAGUUUGCACGAACAAUUAUCCUGCAACAACAGGACGUGAAUUAUUAUGUGGAUUAUAAUGAAUUGACGUUUUGUUGAAUUGAUACAUUUUUCAUAA